Messenger RNA from Trichosurus vulpecula (common brushtail), 6285 nucleotides. It is a transcript of the gene CDKN2AIP, whose product is annotated as CDKN2A interacting protein. The transcript has 3 exons. Lineage: Eukaryota; Metazoa; Chordata; Mammalia; Diprotodontia; Phalangeridae. Gene Ontology annotation, cellular component: nucleoplasm; nucleolus. The record is from RefSeq and is a predicted model, not a curated record. Bases 753 to 2648 code for a protein of 631 amino acids.
AGUAGAGGGCGCGCUCGUCACCCGGCGGCAGGGGCUGGACGCGGCAGGAGCGGGAGGCGGAGUUCCGCCCCUUGACGGAGGCGGCGGCGCCGCAUCGCCCGGGUCGCAUCGGGCCGAGGCCGCUGGGGAAUUACCCUCACCGCCAGUACCCGGGCCGCCGUGGUCGACGCCCGCACUUUCCCUUCCGCGUUCCUCGCCGCCGCCUUCCCCGGAGACCCGGUAGCCGCAGGCCGACCCCGCCCACACCCAGCCGCCGGAGCUGCCGCAGUGAGGGAGGAGCCGAGUAGGAAACCGGCGGCCGGGAGCGGAACGCCCCUCUUUGCGUCGGCGCGUCACAAAAGCGGGAGGUGGUGGGGACCUGCGCGCCCAUUGGUCAGUCUGACGGCUUUCGGGACGCUCUGAGGGGCGGGUUCUGCGUUCCAGGCCGCCCGCCACGGGCUGGCCGUCCCCUCGGCCCUGCCUCCCACCUCGCCUCCGCCAACCCGAGCCGAGGACCGCGGCAGAGCCGCCCGCGCCGGCGGGGGCUCGCGCCGGAAGGAAGCGACGACGCGCGAGUCCCGUAGAGGUUAUAAAAGGAGAGGGGGUUGCCUAGCGGCGGGCGGAAGUGGGCGUUUCGGCUCUGCGGCUCGACUUUCGUCGGUCCGCUGUCUUUUGGGUUGCGGGAGGUAUCGAGGCCUCGGUGACAGGGCCUCCUCCGUUCUCUCCCCUGUACCCCGCCGGCCCUGACGACGGACGAUACGGGCGGGUCGAGCAUGGCGCGGGCGGCCAUCUCCGAGGUGUCCGAGUAUUUAAGCCAAAAUCCCCGGGUGGCCGCCUGGGUGGAGACGUUGCGCAGCGACGGCGAAACGGACAAGCACUGGCGCCACCGACGCGAGUUUCUGCUUCGCAAUGCCGGAGACCUGGCCCCGACCGCCACCACCGAGGCCGCCUCGGUGGAGUGCGGGGACCGCCGUCGCCAGCUGCAGCAGCUCGUCUCCUCCUCUAUGGCCUGGGCCAACCAUAUUUUCCUGGGGUGCCGGUAUCCGCCAAAAGUUAUGGAUAAAAUACUUAGUAUGGCUGAAGGCAUCAAAGUGACAGAUGCUCCAAUCCAUACAACAAGAGAUGAACUGGUUGCCAAGGUGAAGAAAAGAGGGAUAUCGAGUAGCAAUGAUGGGGUAGAAGAGCCAUGCAAAAAGAGGGCAGUUGAAGGAAAGAGCAGUUCUGCUGGUGGUCAGGAUGCUUCGAAGACUUCUGGCAAAACAGAGCAGGCAUCGCCAAAGCAGGAAGUCAAGGUGGGGUCAGUGCCAUCCACUAGAUCUGUGGGAAGUGGAGAGAACAUAAAUCGGAGCUCUAGCAGCACUUUAGAGAGGGGGAGUGCACUUUCCCAAGAGGUGGCAGGAGUAAAGUGUCAGAAUAAGUCCACCAGUGAGCUGACAGCUGAGAACCUUGGGGCAAAGCAAAGCACCAGCACUUCUCAGAUUGCAGCAGCCGGCCCUGAAAAGGUUUCAGAUGUAGAAACUUCAGACAAACAUAGUACAACACUAAUUUCAUCUGUGGCAAAAUCCAGUAGUCUUGGGACCCAGCUGACUGAUUCCAAACAACAAAACAUGUCACCUAAAAAGAGUGUUUUGGAGGGCACUUCAUCUUUGGCUUCUCAGAGCACUUCAGAGACAGAAGUGCCCCUCUUGACUUCUCAAAGCAGGUCAGAGACAAGUGUACCAUUGUUGGGUUCCCCAAGCAGCUCAGAAGUAGAGUUGCCACUGAUAUCCUCCAAACCUGGUUCAGAGUUACUGCCUCUGUUAGGCUCCAAAACCACUUCAGAUGGAAGCACAUCACAGUCAACUUCCAAAACUAGCUUGGAGUCAAGCAUUUCAUCAUCUGUUUCUAAGAACAGUUCCUCAUCCAGUGUGCAAAUGUUAACUCCCAAAAGCACCACCUCCGCAAGCACUUUACUGCUGACUUCUAAAAGCAGCUCCCAGGUCGCUGCUACGCUGUUGGCUUCUAAAAGCAGCUCCCAGACAGCUGCAUCUCUGUUGUCUUCCAAAAGCAGCUCCCAGCCAAGUGGAUCGCUGCUGGCUCCCAAAAGCAGUUCCUUGGCGAGCGUGUCUCAGCUGGCUUCUAAGAGCAGCUCUCAGACUAGCACAUCACAGUUACCUUCUAAAAGCACUUCACAGUCAAGUGAGAGUUCUGUUAAGUUUUCUUGCAAGUUAACCACUGAAGAUGUAAAGCAGAAGCAACCUUUUUUCAAUAGAUUGUAUAAAACUGUGGCUUGGAAGUUGGUGGCUGUUGGUGGCUUUAGUCCCAAUGUGAAUCAUGGAGAACUCCUAAAUGCAUCUGUGGAGGCUUUAAAAGCAACACUGGAUGUUUCUUUUGUUCCACUAAAAGAACUGGCAGAUCUGCCUCAAAAUAAGAGUUCUCAAGAAAGUAUAGUUUGUGAAUUGAGGUGCAAGUCUGUUUAUUUGGGUACUGGCUGUGGAAAGAGUAAGGAGAAUGCCAAAGCAGUAGCAUCAAGAGAAGCUCUGAAGUUAUUUCUCAAGAAAAAAGUGGUGGUAAAGAUAUGUAAAAGAAAAUACAGAGGAAGUGAAAUAGAAGAUUUGGUGCUUCUUGAUGAAGAAUCAAGACCUACAAACUUACCUCCAGCUUUAAAACAUCCUCAGGAGCUACCAUAGCAUGUUUAAAAGGUCACUGCAUAAAGCUUAUAUAGUGUUUUAACACAUGAACUGAAGUUUACUUUUGUACACUAAAAUAUUGGCUUUCAGACAUUUUCUAUUGCUUUCCCCCCUAGUUUUGUGGAAAAUUUAUGUUCUAGUUGUCUUCACCUAGUAGCAGCAAUUGUAAAUAAUUUAUGAAAGAAUGGCAGUGUGUGCAUUUAAAGGUAUGCCUUAACAUCAUAGCACACCAAAAUGCUGUUUAAUUUGCUAAAGAGUGUACCCUUGUCUUCUCUUCUUAAUGGUAAAGUAGGUACGAUAUGCAGUUCAGUAUAGUCUUAAUACUUUUUUGUACUAAAAAUUUGGUGAAAAUGUAUUAUGAGUGUUACCUUGCUUUUUUUUUUUAAGCAGAAAAACAAAAAGACCCACAUGAAAGUAAUGGGGACCACAGUAUUUAGAUGGGUGUCUAAGAAUCCAAGAAAACCGAGGUUUUCAAAAGUAUAGAGAGAACUCAUAAUGUUAAAUAUGCCUGUUAAAGAACAAGGAAAAAAUAAUUGCUUCAGACAGUUUUUCUUAAAGGUUGUAAACAUUUAAAAUAUGAAGCUGUAUGAAGUACUUAACAUUAUUUUACACUGAAAUUGUUGGUUAAUUCAGUAAGAUAAUUUUCACCUGCUCAAAUUCACUAGAUUAAUUUAUGUUCAAGGUAAAAAACUAUCUACUUUUUUUUUUCAGAAUGAAAAAAAUAGGAUUUGUUGUAUUAAGCGCAUUUGUGACUGCUAUAAUAAAAACACUUGAUUUGUUUAGAUAUUAAAUGCUUUAAGCUAUUGUACCUUUUAAAGAAGUUUUGUGGUUUUUCCCAAGCUAAAAUUAAUUCCUUGGAAUAGAAGUUUUGUUUUUUAGGACCAGCCACCGUAUCCACCUGGUAAUUUUCCAUAAUUAAUAUAUUCCUCUGGAUUGGCAAAGCAUAUCUUUCAAAUCAAUUACUAGAUACUUUGAUUUUUAUUUGUAAAUAUAUUUUAGAGGAGGAUGUGUGGGAGGAACUGAGUUAAACGAUUUCACUAAUGAGCAUGUUAAUUCCUCGUGAGCUAAAUUUCAGUUGCCACAAUAUCAGCUCACUUUACUGAAUUGCUAAAUGUUCUUUGGCUCUUUGAUAGCUAUGUUAAUUUACUGGACUAACUUCAAUUUCUGCAUUUGACAUGCUUACCCUGAGGUUUGGUUACCUUUCUUAUCUUUUCCCUGGUACUCUGAAUAUUCCUUUGGAUAUAAGGCAUAUAUGUUAAGUAACUGUAGGCUGGAACAGUGAAAGGAAGAUCAGCCACCUUGCGGUGCUUUUUACACUUUUAAAGGGAAACUACCUGAGAAUAGACCGUAUUGUUUAUAGAGAAAUAUGGAAACUAGAAUGUUUCUGGAAGCCUUUACUGCUUUCAAAAGACUUUUAUGACAGCAUUUGUUUGUUUGAACUUUAUAAAAAUUCUAUGAGAUAGGAUUUUUUAGAAAAGAAAAAGUGAAACUACUGCUUUUGUGACUUAAAGUCACACAGCAAAUAAUUGAGAAGCAGACUACCUGGUCUCUUGGCUCUCAGAUCAGUGGACUUUCUGUCUGGCUGCCUUUUUAGAGUAUGUGGAAAUGUAACUAUUCUUUCUAUUAUACCUUAGAAAUUAGUAGCCAAAGUUAUUCUCUAUGGAUUUUAUCAUUUAACAUCUAAUUAUUGUUGAGGUUCCACUUCAUGGAGUGACUGUAAAAAGCCACGUGUGGAUUUUUUUUCUGUACUUUAGAUUUGUGAUUACAUUAGUGUGGAUAACUCCCUCCAUCGGUGCAGAUCACCACAUCUUUCUGUACCUUAGUAUAGAUGGUCUUUAUGCUGUAGCCAACCUAUUUAUCCUCCCCGGAGAGAUACUUUAAUCUCUUUCUGGGUUCUUACUUCCUAAAGCCUUUUCCCUCUUACCGUACAAUCUGCAGCCUACAGAAGUUAUUUAAAGAGUUCCAAGAUCACUGCCAUUCCACAGUGAGGCAUCAGAAGAAAUUCAGUGGAGGUUUUAAUUGCUAAUUAUUAUUUGUGUUCUUAGAGUGAGUUACUUGGACAACUUCAGUAAUGUAUAUAUAGUGUGGAUAUAGUUUUCAUUGGUAUUUAUCUCAGGUCUCCUGGGGAGGAGGAGGAAGGGUGGGGUAGUGAUUACUUAGAAGUACGGAUAAGAACAGAAAGAAGGAAAUCUUGUGAUUUACAAAAUUAAUUUCAAAACCAGCUGACUACAAAUAUAUGGAAGGACCCUAUUCUGAGUUGGAAUCUCCAAAUACUUUUACCUUGUCUCUUUGUGAAAUAAAUUGAAUAUGCUAGCUACAGGAAUUUCUUGGUCUAAAAAAGCAUGCGAUCUUUUAGGAAGUACCAUAUGAAAGGAAAGUUGCAAAUAGAGUAAUGACUCAUCAUAAAUGUUGGAAAAAUACACAAUAAAUAAAUUUAGUUGAUCAAACUAAAAAGACUUACAAAGGUACGUAUGACAAGGCAAACAAAACUAAUCUUUUUAAAAAUCGACAUCAGCCUUAGAUUUAUAGAGAGUUUUAUUCAUUGCCUUGUGAGGUGGUAGGUAGUACACGUAUUGUUGCCGUUUUAUAGUUGAGGAAUCUGAGUCUCAGGUGUCCUCAAAACCUCAAGUAGUCCUUCAUGUCGAGUCCUCCAUAGUCACCCUAAGUGACUGUUGUGUCCCUUCAAACUCAUUUCCUUGGGAUACUUUACUGCAGUAAUGCUUGCACUAUUAAGGACUUCUUUUGGAAUUGUUUUCAGAGUCUAUGUCUCAUUCUCAGUGAUGGCAAGUCUUCAUCCCCGGAGUGGUUUUGACUUUUGGAAAUAGUCAAGUGUCACUCGGCCAAGCUUAGCAAAUAAGGUGGGUAAACCAAUUGAGUAAUAACAAUAGGUCACAGGCAAGGUAUGGGACAAAGAGGCAGACUAUAUUCUUGUGUGGCUCAUUUGUUUGCUCCAGAGGUGAUUCCAGAAUUUUUUGGUGGAACAGUAUCACUUGGAAUCAGAUAAUGAACUCUUUGAGAGCAACAAAUGCUGUUUUGAUAAGCUUGGCCUCAAGAAUUAAAUAUGGGAUGGAAUGAGUUAUUUGUUGACUCAGCCUCCCAAGAUAAUUUACCUUAAAGAACAACUCUAAUGGAUGUGUUCCUAAUUUUUAAAAUUUCAUUUCACUAUCGCAUAUUAGAAAGGUCCCACUUUAUGUGCUUCCUUCCACCCUGCACCCCUCCCCUCAUGUUCUCUACAAUGUAGUCCAGUUUAAAUUCUAAUGUUGAUAAUGUGAGUAUCUUGUUGAAAGUAGGUUCUUAGUAUCAACUUUUGUUUUGGCACCAAAUUCUCUGCUGUCUGAGAUCAUUGCUAAGACAUUGCUACACUUUGACUAUACACUGUUGCUCAAAAUACUGCCUUGGUUCAACAUUUUGAAAACAUUUUUAUUAUAAGCUUAACUGUCAACAACAAUGAGGGGAAAAUCACACAAAACCAUAAAAAAGCUUUAACAAAAUUACAUCUAAUUUGCCGUCUUCUGAUUUCUGUCUACUUAGUAGAUUGUUAUGUUAGUUUUUUCAAAAUGAUCAAUGUCUGUGCAUAGUGUUACAAUGUACAUGCGUAACAUUUCUUUUCAUAAUAAAGGAUUAAUAUGGUAAAUUC